Messenger RNA from Cydia splendana, 1408 nucleotides. RefSeq lists its product as uncharacterized. The coding region runs from base 139 to 894 and encodes 251 amino acids. The record is from RefSeq and is a predicted model, not a curated record. NCBI's taxonomy places the organism in Eukaryota, Metazoa, Arthropoda, Insecta, Lepidoptera, Tortricidae. The transcript has 5 exons.
UUCUUUUCAUUUACCGCUACUUUUGUUAAUCAGUUGUACUGCCCCGCUAUACUUUUGUUAUCAACGACGUUUAAUAGUACUUACCUGCAACUUUCUAUACUUUAUCGUGCUGAAAUUGUAAACAGUUAUUUAAGGACCAUGUCUGGAUUUAAUCCGUAUGGGAACCCACCCCAGUACCCUCCACCCCAAAGCCAGAUAUACCCCCAGCUAUACAACCCCACAAAUGCUCCAGUGCCCGGGCAACAAGCCCCACAACCAGCUCAACCAUACCCAUAUCAGCCGGGCUUUGCAUAUGCAUACCCUGGACAACCUGGAAUGGUGCCGCCUGGUGCUGGUAUAGCCCCAACUCCUCAGUACGCUGGACAGAUGGCUGCUGCACCGUCAGCACCUGCAGCUUUCUCAUAUGCCGGCUUUCCUAAUGUCACUCCACAACAAGGAUAUGGGCCGGCUGUUGAAUGGAUUCCAUCGUCCACUGGAGACGCAGCCUCCCUUAGCGACCGAGCUGUGGUGGCGGGGUAUGAGGGCGCCGACGGCAGUCCUCUGUGGGUGAUCAGGGCGCAGUUCGAAGGAGAUCUGAUCCCGGGCAAGUUCGCUGCUAAGCACCGUGCGGCGUAUGUGCCUUGGGGGAGCAAUGAAAACUCUGUUGAUCGUUUUGAGGUGUGCUGCGCGCGUCCGGAGAGGAUCCGCUGGGUCCCGAGCCGCGACGGCGCCGCGCCGCCCAACGCCGUGGUUGGCGGCAACACGGCGGCCGGUGAGCCGCUCUACAUCGGCCGCGCCAAGCACGAGGGCUCUCUCACGCCCGGCAAGGUUCAUCCUUCGCACAAAAAUAUGUACAUUUCCUAUGGCGGUAAGGAAAUGCCCCAUAACAUCUACGAGGUAUUGUGUACUAUUUAAUAUGCUUCGAAUAUACCGUCAAACCUCCAGCUUUGCCCAAGACGUUAUUCAAUAUUCAAGCUAAUAUAAUACUACAUAAUCAAAUUCAUUACAUAGGGUGAUAUUUCACCUAUCCAACUUCUUUGUCCAAAGUGUAUUGCGUGCCACAUUUUGCUUUACGGAGAAAGUGAGACGCACUGACAUUGGACAAAAAAAUUGGACAUGUGGAAUACCCGUUUUUCGUUAUGUUAUGUUUAUUUUCUCCUUGAUUUUAUCUAUGGACAAAACAUUCAAGGGCAAAAAUGGACUGUUUCACGGUGCAUCAUAUUUAACCAACCAGACUGUAUUUAGAGAAAAGCAUUUUUUAUUGUUAUAUUUUAUAAGUAUUCGCAUUUUGAAAUAGUAUUAAUAUUGCCAACAAUUACUUAAGGUUACAGGGUAGUUAUAAACGUUUCGGUCUCUUUAAUGAAACUACUUUAAGGUGUAUUUGCUAUAUUGAAUCUCCUUAGAUUCCCUUGAUUGUGUAUUAUUGAUA